This is a messenger RNA of Drosophila sechellia, 7877 nucleotides long. RefSeq names its product ATR serine/threonine kinase meiotic 41 (gene mei-41). The record is from RefSeq and is a predicted model, not a curated record. Lineage: Eukaryota; Metazoa; Arthropoda; Insecta; Diptera; Drosophilidae. Gene Ontology annotation, biological process: DNA damage checkpoint signaling; DNA repair; telomere maintenance. The transcript is spliced from 5 exons. Gene Ontology annotation, molecular function: protein binding; protein serine/threonine kinase activity. Gene Ontology annotation, cellular component: nucleus; chromosome. The coding region runs from base 66 to 7619 and encodes 2517 amino acids.
GCGGCAAAUGCCGGUUUUCGUAAACAAAGGUCGUGCUUGUGCGAGUUUUAAAUAAACUUGGCAAAAUGUCGACACAACGGAAGGAUAUGUGGAAGUUGCUUUACAACCACGUGAACCGCAACGUAAGCAACUUUUCCGGCGUGUACAGCGUUAUAGAAGACAUAUUAUGCCAGGAGCCGAGCCUGAUAAGCUGUUCGUUGGUGCGGGAGCUGCACAACAAAUUCCAGGACACAUUCCUCCUCUGGCUGCUCAACAAGCUGGCCAAGUGCCUUAGUGAGUCUCCAAAUAGCAGCGAGUGCAUCAAUCUUCAAAGGAAAAUACUGAGCUCCUGCUGUUCCAAUCAUCCCAAGCUUUAUGAACGCCUUGUACUGGCCUAUGUGGAAGCCAUCGAGGAGACGCACCUGCAGCUAAGUUCCCUGGACCUUGGCCAAUUGAGUAGUGAGCAAAAACCCGCCAUAACUGUAAGAAUAUUCCGAUGCGAUGUGGAAUGCCUGCAGGAGUUCGAUCCGCAUUGCGCUAUCGAGGACAUCAAGGUGCCUCUUGAGCAAGCCGACAUGUAUGCCAAGAGCCUGCUGGAGAUCCUCCAGCAUGCCCAUCACAUUGGAUACGCCACGCAUGGUGACAUCUUCUCGGGCAGCCUUCAUCAGGCUCUGCUAAUCCUCAAGGAGUGCGACAUGGACACAAAGCUGGCCAGCUUGAAUUACUGUCACAGUGUCCUACGAUCACAGUCGGCCAGCAGCUGGAUAACAAACCCAGACGUUGGACAUUAUGCGCACUUAACGUUGGAGGCGACGGCAAUCAUGUGGUCGGCGGUAGCCAAGUGGCUGGACAUGGGCUGUAUGACGCGCCAGGAGCUAAAACGGCUCAAUAUAACCACCAAGCUACUGCUAGAAGUUCUGCAUAUGCGUGCUCGUCCAGCCCACCAUCUUGGUUACCUGCUUUUGAACGAGAUUCUUAGUUUGCCGACUGCCAUUGAAUUGGACGAUGGACUGCUGGAGACCUUAAGUUCCUAUAUUCAAGGCCAGCUAGAACAUUCGGUUGUACCAUUGGAGCAACUGUUGCACUUUCAGCAGCUUUUGCUAAGCCAUUGGCACUGCCACCCCACACAUUUGGUGCCCAUAUUGGCGUUAAUGGGCUUGAAACAGGAUGAGAUGCGCUCAGAAGUGGUGCAUGUGCUUAGCCAAAGCCUCGUUCAAAUCUUGCAGAAGGAAGAAGUCUUGGCAAAGGAUUGGCAUAAACUGAUUGCUAUUUUACGUGGCUUCAAGCAGCUGGAGAAACUCGUUCUGUCACAGAGUCAGCAUAAAAUAGCUGAGCACGAAGGCCACAUCGAUUCCUCAGUUCUGGCCAUGUUUCGGCUGCAGUGUGAAAUCAUAAAGGUUGCGGAUACCAAUUGGAAUAACCUUUCAAUGCAGCUGGUUGAGCUGGAAUCAAGGUGUCCCGCAGACAAAAGACACAUAUACUUGGAAAUCUGUUCCCUUUUGAUGCAAAUCACCUCCAUCCGACACUUUCUAAAGACUCAAACGCAACACCAGCUGCUGGCCAUUCUGCAGCGACAUUUGAAGCUGUCCCACCUUUGCGCCAUUCGCUUAGAGACACCUUCUAGUGUGCAUACCCAAAUGCAAAGCUUUUAUGCCCAGCAGUACAUGAGGCUAUUUAAAUCCGAGGACACACAGGAGAUAUUCUGUAGCAACCUUCCACAGUUGUACAUUUCGGGUUUCAUAAAGCCGGAGCAACUGAUGAAAGCUCUGCCCACCAUUAACAAUCGGAGUGGCCGCGCUCAAGUUAUUCGCCUAUUGCUCUGCUCCCAGCCAGGUAAAUUGAGUGUCUUUAAAGUCCAAGAUCGCAUUGAGCUAUACUGUCCGAAAUGCAGGCCACUGCCAAAGAAACUGCCAGGUAUUUACCUCGGAAAAUGCAAGCAGCAGCUGCCAUGUCCAGACUUUUCAAGCACCACCCUCGAAAUGAUAGCAAAGGAUUUGUUGUUUUAUCCCGAUUUUGCAUGCAUUGCCCAGCAUCUGGACCUUAUGUGCUUUGAACCCGAUGUGAUUCUUGACCUUCUCAGAGAAACGGAGGCACUGCAAAAGGUUAACGUUAAGGUUAUCGGCCUGCUGGUCGCUGCGAUGCGUGUGCGUUCGCCAGAAUUCCUGGAGCAAUUGGCCAAUCUUGUCCUAGCUGCUAUAAAAGCAAUGCUGGCAAAGCCGCUGACAGAGCAAAAUGUGCUGCAGCAAAGGAGUAUGCUCAACGUACUGACCGCCAUUGCUCACAUGGAGGACGAUGAAAUCUGGCUCUUUCACUGGUUCAAAAUGACGUUCUUCUUUCUGGUGCACACUCGCUCACUGGUGGCGCAAGAAGCUGUGCUGGCGGCCACCGAGAUGUGUGCCAGCCAGGGUCUGCAGACGAUUCAUCUGUGGAACUGGUACAAGCGAGAUGCUCUCGACCUUGCCGUUCGCCUGGCUUUGAACGUCUAUCUUUUGGAUGGCGUGCGCUUCACCCGAUCCCUCCGAGCGCUUACGAAAAUGUUGGGAUUCACGUGCGUUCAGGAGUUCACCUGCAAGUAUCAUCGCCUGCUGACCGCUAUGGUCCUGCCGCAUUGCGUCGUGAACCCGCGUUGCAAGGGAGUUUUGGUAUUGAUAGCCAAGCAAAUGCAGAAACACAUUGGCACCUUGUUCUCCAUCUCGUUUCUGCGGAUCUACACGCACGUCUUCCUGACCGAGGAACCGGAGCUGGCGAACAGUUGCAUCGAGCUGGUGGUCAGUUGCACCCAGUCCAGCCUGCAGCAGCUAAUGAAUGCAGAUGUCAAGCAAACGGUGGCCGAGUUGCUUAUUUAUUUCAACCGAAACCCCACAUUCGUGAUGCGAUCCUUUCAAAGCCUCUUGCAGUUAUCAAUCGGUUCCCUGGAGGAGUUGUCCAGUCAAACGGCGAAUGCUGAGUUUGCGAAUUUCAUUGCUGAGCGUUUCCUUGGUGUGAUUACCUACUUCGAGAGCUGCCUGAGUGAACCGUCUUUUGAGAAGCCAUUGAAGGAGGAGACUUUGUACAGUUUGGGCCAGAUAAUGCGAUUCGUGGGCUCCCAGCAUGUCACCCAGUUUCGCUUCAAAAUCAUUGCCAUGCUGAGUUUCGUUCACACAUUGCAGGAGCCUCGUCUCCAGCGAAUUUGCCUGAAGAUCUGGCACAUAUUCCUGCAUGUUGUAAAUGUGCAGGAGCUGGGUCCCUCGCUGGGAAGAAUCGUGGCCACCUUGCAGCCGCUGCUGGCGGACAACGAGAGCGUGAAGCAGGUCAACGAUCUGUAUGAAUUCAUAAUUCUGCGCAAUGCCUCCAUGCUGGGCACCUUUAUAACAGAUCUGUACUUCCUAGAUCGGCUGGAGAAUGUUUCGCCCUCGAUUCAAAAAUGCAUCAGAAGGCAUACGGCCCAUCUGGACCUAAAGGGAUUGGCGGAGGAGGAGGAUCAAUCGCCACCAUUGGUGGACCAGUUGCGUUUCCUGCAAAAGCACAUAACCGAUGAAUGUCUCCAGGUACGCGUCUAUGCCCUCCAACAUCUUGGCGAUCUAUUCGGCAGGCGACGACCCAAGCUAAACAGUACGAUUCUCAGUGAACUACCUCUGGAGCCAAUGCUGGAGCAGAUUGUGAAUGUCCUAAUGGCCGGCUGCCAGCACGAUGAUAGCCAACUACAAAUGGCAUCGGCCAAGUGCCUCGGAGAACUGGGAGCCAUCGAUGCCAGUUACCUGCCCUCGAACUACAAUUUUGCCAGUCCACAGCAGUUGCCGCUCAACAUUUUAUCAGAUGAUUUUGCCGUUCUGGCGCUGACUUCGCUGUGCCGUGGCUAUCAGUUCCAGCAUAAUACAAAGCACGUGGAUAGCUUCUCGCUGGCCAUUCAGGAGACGCUAGCCAUUUGUGGCAUCUCGCCCAAGGAGCAGAAGAAGGUUCAGCUGUGGCAAUCGCUGCCAGCACGAAUGCGUCAGCUGAUGGAACCGAUGCUUCAUUCCUGUUACACCUGUGUCCAUCGACCCAGCACCUGCCUGCAGCAGCCGCUCUUUGGGAGCCACUACUCUCACAACUAUUACGAGGAAUGGGCCUUUCUGUGGGCAAGUCGAUUGAUUGACUACAUCCCAUCCUCGGGUAAGCGCCAUCUGCUCAGCUCCUACAAGCCGUGCAUCAAGCGGGAUAGUAACAUGCUCAGCACAUUCUACCCGUACAUUCUGUUGCACGCACUGAUUGAGUGCACGACGGAGCAGAGGAAUCACAUCCAGGAGGAGUUCAUGGCAGUUCUGCAAGCCAACGAGGAAAGCUCGAGCUCGGUCAGGGGCCGCCAGGAGCUUGGAGCCAUUAAGGAAAAUGCCUUCAAGCAAUUUGAGUCUAGAAAGUAUGCCGCGGGUAUCAAGCCACUGGCGAGCACUUUGGUUUCGGAUCGUAAGGAAGAUUCCAGCCGUGUUCCUCGCCUGGCUGGCAAGUUGUGCGCCGAACUCUUGGAUUUCCUGCAGCGCUGGCUAAGAGAGUGGCAGAGAAUUCACGGCCGGAGCACCGGCGGCAAGCCACCAGAGACAAUAGAUUCUAACUACCGAAAGAUCCAUGAGUUUCUCAAUCUGAUACCCAAGCUAUUGGUAUCUCGAGCCAGCUACAAUUGUGGCGAAUAUGCUCGUGCGCUUAGCUACCUGGAGAGCUAUUUGGAGGAGGGUGAGGACAAAUCGCAGAGGUUGCUGGAGCAGUUCACAUUCCUCGUUGAAGUGUAUGGCUCACUCAGAGACCCCGAUUCUGUGGAGGGAGCCGUGCAGGUUCGCAGUUACGACAUGAGUGUGACGCAGGACAUUCUCGUCAAUCGACUUGUGGAGCGGCAGCAGGACAUGAUCACCUCCUACGAGCAGCUGCUCUCCAGCACAGACCAGAUGCAGCCGGAUCACGUGCGCGCCAUGAUCGAUGCAUAUUUGAGGGACACCCCGAAGACAGCUCAGCUAAUCGCCGACGGUCUUUGGCAGCGACUGUCCGAUCAGUACUCCGAUCAGUGUUUCGCCGAGUGCAAGUCAGAGUUACUCUGGCGCCUGGGCAGCUAUGAUGAGAUGGAGGAGCUGCAGUCCAACUGGCCAGCUCAGUGUUCGCAAGGCUGUCUAAAGCUACGUAGGCCACUUACCACGCGUACCGAGUUCGACUCGUUGCUGGACGGGAUGCGCGAGUCGGUGCUGGAGGAGCUGCGUAGCUGCUCGGCAGUACAGCAGCACUCGUAUGCCAAUGCAUACGAUGCUGUGCUGAAACUUCACUUGGUGCAUGAACUGCACUGCAGUCAGGAGCUAGUGGAGAAGCUCGAACAGGAGCGGGAUCAGGACAAUCAGGAGAAGCUAAUGAAGAAUUACUUCGACGACUGGCAGUAUCGCCUGCAGAUUGUACAACCGCAAGUUCGCGUCCAGGAGUCUAUAUACAGCUUUCGGCGAAAUAUACUGGCUGAGCUUCAACGCCGCCUGACAGAUCGCAACCAUUUGCUGCCCCAUCUCAAGACGGAGCUGGCCAGAAUCUGGCUUAAUAGUGCGCAAAUCAAUCGCAACGCCGGUCAACUGCAGCGAGCUCAGCUUUACAUACUUAAGGCGGCGGAAUAUCAGCCCUCAGGGCUCUUCAUCGAGCGCGCUAAGCUGCUGUGGCAAAAGGGCGAUCAGGUGAUGGCCAUGAACUAUCUGGAGGAGCAGCUUUCGAUCAUGCGAUCGGGUUGCCAGGGCAAUGUGAAGCAGCUGGCACCGGAGCAACGACAUCUCUUCUUUCGCGGAAAGUACUUGCAGGCGGUGUAUAGCGCCGAGUCCAUGCACCUGUGCGCGGAUGCAGUACUGAAGUACUUCCAAGAGGCCAUCGCUGUGCAUCGCCAAUCGGAGAGCUGCCACGUACAGAUGGCACAGUUUUUGGAGAAGAUACUGGAAGCCAGGCAGGGCGGUAAGUCGGAGCCAACUGGCGAGCAAGACGAUAUGUUGAUCAAUGUGAUGGUCAACUAUGCUAAGUCCCUGCGCUAUGGCAGCGAGCAUGUCUAUCAGUCGAUGCCACGACUGAUCAGCCUCUGGCUGGACACCACCGAGACCUCCACAAACACCGAGCAGGUGAAGAAGAUGAACGAUUUGCUGACGAACUGCUGCACCGCACUGCCGACGGCGGUGUUCUAUACGGUGUACUCUCAGAUGCUGAGUCGCCUUUGUCACCCGGUGAACGAUGUGUUCACUGUUCUCCGUAAUGUGAUAAUCAAAUUGGUGGAGGCGUAUCCGCAACAGUCGCUGUGGAUGCUCUUGCCGCAUUUUAAGUCGGCCAAGGCGCAGAGGAUCAAGCGUUGCAAGCUGGUGCUCACCGACAGCCGCCUGCAGAAUUCCACUUUCCAGAAGCUGCUGCAAGACUUUAACUCGCUCACAGAGCGUCUCAUGGAUCUCACCAACAAGGAGGUGACACUGGAUCGCACGUACAAGCUGAGUGACCUGGACACGCGCCUCUCUAAGCUAUGCAAACAAUCGGAAUUCUCCCAAAUACUGCUGCCGUUUGAGAAGUACAUGCAGCCAACGCUGCCACUAAAUUCCGACUCCAAUUCAAGUGAGGGAUCGCAUCUUCCGGCAAGCCAUUCGACCGCCAACUGGUUUCCCUACCAGCAGAUCUACAUCAGUGGCUUCCAGGAGUCUGUGCUAAUCCUGCGCUCGGCAGCGAAGCCCAAGAAGCUGACCAUUCGCUGCAGCGAUGGCAAGGACUACGAUGUUCUGGUGAAGCCCAAGGAUGAUUUGCGUCGAGAUGCUCGCCUGAUGGAGUUCAAUGGCCUGGUCAAGCGAUAUCUGCACCAGGAUGCCCCGGCCAGGCAGCGGCGUCUUCACAUCCGUACAUAUGCCGUGCUGCCGUUCAACGAGGAGUGCGGCCUGGUCGAGUGGCUGCCCAAUCUGGCGUCGUAUCGAAGUAUCUGUAUGAACCUGUAUGCUCAGCGAAGGCUGGUGAUGUCCACCCGACAGCUGCAGAGUCUGGCUGUGCCGCUGCACGAAUCCAUGGAGCGCAAGCGAGAGGUCUUCACCAAGCAGCUGGUACCUGCCCAUCCGCCGGUCUUUCAGGAGUGGCUGCGCCAACGCUUCGCCACUCCGCACAGUUGGUACGAGGCGAGAAAUACGUACAUUCGUACAGUGGCCGUUAUGUCCAUGGUGGGAUAUAUCCUUGGCCUGGGCGAUCGCCACGGCGAGAACAUCCUGUUCGCCGAGGGCAACGGCGACGCUGUCCACGUGGACUUCAACUGCCUGUUCAAUCAGGGCGAGCUGUUGCCCUACCCGGAGGUGGUGCCCUUCCGUCUCACACAUAACAUGAUCGUUGCCAUGGGUCCGCUGGGCGUGGAGGGCAGCUAUCGCAAGUGCUGCGAGAUUACGCUGCGUCUGCUGAAGCAGGAGUCCAAGACCCUGAUGUCCAUUCUGCGGCCCUUUGUCUACGAUGUGGGGGCACAGACGCGCAAAGGCGCCGCCACGGCCAAAAUAACGAAGGAUGUGCAGCGCAUCGCUGAUCGCCUGCAAGGACACGUUAAACGCCAGCAGGCGAACAGCAUUCCGCUUUCGACCGAAGGACAGGUGAACUUCCUCAUCAACGAGGCCACCAAGGUGGACAACCUGGCGUCCAUGUACAUUGGCUGGGGAGCGUUUCUUUGAACGUAUGUAAAUGUUGUUAUCUAACUGAGUCGAGAUCUACGGAUUGUUCGAUUUAAUACAUAUAUGUGUAUAAACAAUUCAGAUUGAAUUUACAUAAUAUGCACAAUUAUUGGUUACAUAAGUUAUAGUUAAGUCUGUUACAAAAGUUCAAAAACACAUUUAGUUAAAUAUACCUUCGUUAGUUGUUUUAUAACAUACAUUUAAAUAACAUAUUCAUAAGCCCAUCGAAUUAAAAGCACACAGAGAAUUGAAAUGUGA